Molecule: messenger RNA, 1248 nt
Organism: Vicia faba (fava bean)
Lineage: Eukaryota; Viridiplantae; Streptophyta; Magnoliopsida; Fabales; Fabaceae
Source: the annotation of a GenBank genome assembly
AUGAAUAAGGAAAAUCGAUUUGCACCACUCUUAGCACCGUCUACUUCUUCUGAUGUUUACAUCAAAGAUCCUUACAAAAGUUCAAGAAUCUCAUACACAAGAAACUUUCUUCUCUCUUUAGCUAAAGCUAAAGCUGGUAGUUACAGAACGAUGAAAGUAUCAAAGGAGCUUCAGUUAGCAAUGUCUUGUAUGUAUGAAGGUUCUCUUGAUCUCCUACCCUCCCCUUAUAGUGAACUAGAUUCAGUUAGUCAGAAAGUUUCUGCUUCAAAGGUUCUGGAUAAUGUCCAUCUACUGCAUACUAGUAGUAAACCAUAUCUGCCUCCAUGUCGCAACAAGGCACUAUCUUCAAGUGGAGACAGCAAUGGCUCACUAAAGAGUGACAUAUCUGGAUUUUCUGAGUGUACAAAUCAGGAAGUGCAACCAGAACAACAAAAACGUCAAAAUGUUUCUCCGACGAAAUUUCCAAAGAGUGAUGAGCUUUGGGAGUCUUAUGUGUAUCUUGAACCUCCAUCGAUCCAUGAUGUCCAAAUUCAGCACGAUUCAGAACUUAAGUCUUCCAAUACCAGCUUCGAAGACUGGUCAAGUUCUAUCUCUGGUUUUAGUUUCCCUGAUGAGGACAGUUUAAUUACAUAUGACGGACCUUUCUCGACCCUUGAAGCGGAAAUUCCGCCUAGUAUUGAUAGUUUCAUGUCUUCCCCUGAAAGCAAUCUGACUGAGGAUGAUUUGGAUAGUCAAGACUCAACUUUUGAAAUGAUCAAGAGUCUUAUAGAAUUUGUACUCAAUGGUGAUGAUGAUGAUUACGAUGACGAUUAUUAUAAUUUUGAUAAGGAUAGUUCCUGUAUGGAUGAUACUAUGGCAGAGCUGGUCCAGCAUGGUGCUAGAGUUGCUAAACCAAACCUUUCUUUUGAGGCGUUUCAUUCUAAUCAGUUGAAUCUAGGAAGGGGUCCAUUCUCUCUGUCUUCCCACUCUUGCCCAUGGGGCCAAAUAUGUGACAGUGAUAAUGAGCUUAAAAGGUUUGGUCUUGGAGCUGAUGAAUCAAUGUUUCAACAGGGUAUAAUGCCAUCACUUGAGGUGCCUUCAUGGAAGGAGAAGACAAACCUAAUGAAGAAUUCUUCUGAAUAUCAGCAUCCAGGCUAUUACUGUUAUGUAGAAGGAGCUCCUGAUUCUCUUGGUGAUGGCAAUGGAGUAAUUGGCAGUUUUGAAGACAAGAAACUGGGAGAAAGUCAGUUCAUGAGAGGAUUCUACUAG